Molecule: messenger RNA, 393 nt
Organism: Lindgomyces ingoldianus
Lineage: Eukaryota; Fungi; Ascomycota; Dothideomycetes; Pleosporales; Lindgomycetaceae
Exons: 2
Coding region: 1-393 (130 amino acids)
Molecular function (GO): nucleic acid binding
Source: RefSeq, a predicted model, not a curated record
AUGAAGUACCUCUUCGGCAACGGGUCUAACGGCUACAAGGCUCAACUAGAAAAGGAAGACUUCGUGAAGCGUGCCUAUGCCAAACUUGAUAAUCUCAUCAAGCAGACGUUGGAGGAGAUCACAACAUAUGAGGCAGCCCAGCGGAAGGUCAACGUCCGCAAUCGGAUCAUCGUCUCAAACAUUGCGGCGGACGCUGGAGUCGAGGAGGUGUAUCAACUCUUCUCGGAGUACCAUAUUCGCCAGGUCUCCAUUCUGCCAGAGCGAGAGCCAAUCAAGCGAACCCGAGUUGCGGAAGUCGAGCUCUUUGACGAAGAGUCUGCAAAGCGCGCCUCCCGCAUCAUCGGUUACAUCUUCGGAUUGUUAGUUGAAGCUCGUCGUGCUACCGAUACCUGA